Messenger RNA from Durusdinium trenchii, 999 nucleotides. The record is from the annotation of a GenBank genome assembly. Lineage: Eukaryota; Dinophyceae; Suessiales; Symbiodiniaceae.
AUGCACAGCAAUGAGGUUGCGGACGGGCUGUGCCCAUUGGUGCAAGGCAGCUUGGUUAAUGCCUUUGGCGAGCAGCCCUUGCACAUCGCUGCGCGGGUGGGCCAGGAUGGCAUUGUACGAAGGCUGCUGCGAUGUGGAGCUGAAAAGCACAUGCCAACGCAGGACCAAUUCAGGGCCACACCUCUGCAUUUAGCAGCAGCUCAUGGCCACCACAAGGUCGUGGAGGUUCUUUUGGAUGCUAAAGCUGAUCCCACUGUGGUCGAUUCGCGGGGCCUAGUCCCAGCACGUUGGGCAGAGAGGAGGGGCCACCCACAGCUGGCAGAGCUUUUAGAUGAUGCUCGACACCAAGCUGGGGACUUCGACUUGGCGGAUCUCGGCCGCAUGACAGCUCGAGGCUUCAGCGAAGUCGCUGAAGGUGUGAGCAGUGCCUUCGAAGGCGCCUUUGAAGUGCUGAGUAGGAAUGUGCAGAAUGUUUUUGGAGAGGAAGAGGAACCUGCAGUGCCACGAGAGAUGGCGGGUGCAUCUGGGUACAGAGAACCUCCACCUGAAGUUCUGGUGGAUCCUGCAGUGCAGACCCUGCACAAGAUUGAGCAGCAGGUUACUAUGCUGGAGCAGCAGGACGAUCAUGCUGCAGGUGGCUCGCGUGGAUGGGAUGACGAGUUGACCAAGGCUGCAGAGAAAUUGGACGGCCUCUCAUUGGAGCCUGGCAGCGAAGCAAGGCAAGCGCGCAAGGCCUUGAUCGAGCGCAUCGAGCAGGCUCAGCGUGAAAUAGAUCGCCGCACAAAGAACACUUUGCAGAGCCUCGCUGCCAGCAGACGGUUGGUGGAGUCUCUUGAAAGCUCCUGUGAACCACGACAGGAUUGGCGCCUCCUGCAGGAGGCGACAGAUUGCUUGGAUGAUUUGGAGUGCGCCAACGAGGACCAGCGCCGUGAGAGAAAGGACCUGCUGCGGCGCAUAGAAGACGUCGAAGCCAUUUGGCGAAGCGAAAAAAGCAGAUGA